Messenger RNA from Prorocentrum cordatum, 743 nucleotides. The record is from the annotation of a GenBank genome assembly. NCBI's taxonomy places the organism in Eukaryota, Dinophyceae, Prorocentrales, Prorocentraceae.
CGCCCCGCGGCCGCGCGCCGCCGGGCGGGCGCGAUGGCGAUGGAUGCCUCGGCCGGCUUCGAGGUGCCCCGCCUCAGUUCGGGGGACGAGUUCAGCGGCAUGAUGAGCGACAUCCGCCGGACGUACACGGCCUGGGCGGAGAAGGCGGAGUCCCAGCUGCGGGAGGAGGCCCUGCAGCUGGAGUCGGAGAGGCGGGCGUUCAAGGAGGAGAAGGAGCGGGUGUGGGCCGAGUUCGUGGCCCAGAAGCAGGGCGAGUACGACCGCAUCGCGCAGGACAAGCGCCGGGCGGAGGUGGAGGCGGCGAGCACCGCCAGGCAGAUCCGCCAGGAGCGCGACGACCACAGGGCCAAGCUGGGCGAUGACCGCGGCAGCAUCGACAAGGACGUGGCGCACGGGCGCAGGCGCUUCGCGCUGGAGCGAGAGAAGUUCCGCUCGGAGUACGAGGUCGCAGAGCGAGAGCGCCAGCGCAUCUCGGACCACAACGUGGCCACCGAGACCAUGGUCGACCUCAACGUCGGCGGCGUCAUCUUCGAGGCCGCCCGGCAGACGUGCACCCAGCAGCCCGGCAGCCUGCUGGAGAGGCUGCUGACGGGCCGCGCCAGCGCGCCCCGAGACCGCGACGGGCGCAUCUUCCUGGACCGCGACUCGAGCCUCUUCCGCAUGAUCCUGAACUUCCUCCGGGAGCCGGCGCAGCCCCCGCCGGCCCCCGACCCGGCGACCUCCGAGGCCCUGUGCACGGAGGC